This is a messenger RNA of Argentina anserina (silverweed cinquefoil), 2901 nucleotides long. Its product is annotated as ubiquitin C-terminal hydrolase 12-like. The record is from RefSeq and is a predicted model, not a curated record. The coding region runs from base 626 to 1405 and encodes 259 amino acids. Gene Ontology annotation, molecular function: protein binding. The transcript is spliced from 4 exons. NCBI's taxonomy places the organism in Eukaryota, Viridiplantae, Streptophyta, Magnoliopsida, Rosales, Rosaceae.
UCAAGAGCAGGAAUCUCAUGGUUAUAGAUCGGAUAGGAUAGCUCUUGUCAUCAGCAAUGGGAAAAAAUUAUGGGCUUUGUACUAUUCAACAGGAAAGGUAGAAAAAUGUAGGGUAGACCAGGAAGAGUUGGUAUUGACCUGGAGCUUCCCACCCAAGGGGUGGCACAAGCUCAAUGUCGAUGGGAGUCGGCGGCACAAAGGUCAGUGCAUUGGAGGAGGAGGUGUGAUUAGCAACGAAAACGGAGAAUGGGUUUCAGGAUUUUCAGCUAAUUUUGGAACAGGGAAAGCUAUUGAGGCAGAGCUCAAGGCCCUGCACACAGGCUUGGAACUCGCUUCAAAGUCUAAGUUGGCAUGCCUUGAGGUGGAAACUGACUCACAGCUGGCAGUAAAUCUUUUAUGGAAUGUAGGCAUAUUGUACCAGGAUCAUCAUUUGAUUCAGUUGAUUAAAAGCUGCAAUGCUCUGCUGAACCAAAACUCGAGAUGGAAAUUAAGUAGUGUAUAUAGACAGCAGAACUGUUUAGCUGAUUGUUUAGCUGCUUUGGGGCAUACUUUUGAGGAAGGGGUUACGACUUAUUAUGAUGCACCCCUGACUGAUUGUGAACCGAUAUUGAUUGAGGAUCAGUCUAUGGUUGCUCGGACCAGGUUGAUUUCCCAUCGUAAAUUGAUGUUUCAGGAAGCUGGUAAUAUAGUGAUUCCAAGGUCGUAUAGGUUGAAAAGUCAUUAUGUUCAGUGCAUGAAGAAGGUGAAACAUAAGGAAGGGGAUGAUCUUGCGCCUGUGACAUUCACAUGGGAAAUUGACAAUUUCUCUAAGUUGGAUGCCGCCUCCAAGCAUUACUCUGAUACUUUUGUCAUCGGCAAUUUUAAAUGGCGAAUCCUUCUGUAUCUUAAGGGGAUUGAUGUUGAUUACUUGUCACCAUAUUUGGAUGUCAUAAAUGCUUCAAAAUUACCUCAGGGGUGGGCUAGAUGUGCACAUUUCAGCUUAACUGUGGUUAAUCAACUUCACCCCAGCAAAUCAAUAACAAAAGAUGCUGUGCAUAUCUUCAAUGCUUGUGACAGUGACUGUGGUUUCAAAUCUUUAGUUCCUCUUAGUUGGCUUUCUGACCAUGGUCAUGAGUAUCUUGUAAAUGAUGUGUGUAUUCUUGAAGCCAAGGUCGAACUUCAUCAGGUGAAAGGUAAGAAUUCAGAAGAUAAAAUAACUGCUUGUUCUGCACCUGUGGAGCAGGGGCCUGAGAUGGAUUCUUCAGAAGCCCCAGACCUUUUGGCAACAUGCAAGGAACUGAAAUCCGAACAGAUACCUUCCUGCCAGGAUGCACCAAGUUUCGAAGAAAGUUGCACCGAACUUACUAGCCUUUCUUAUGUUGAGGAUGUACAUCAGGAACUGGGACCUUCAAAUGUGGAUCUAUAAAGCCUCCAGACUCUUUGGCAAUAUGCAAGGUGCCUGUUUACCAGGGUACACCAAGCUUUGGAUGAGUAUAUACACAAGCAGGACCUUCAAGUGUAGAUUCUUUUAAGCUCCAGAUUCUUUGACAUCAUUAAAGACAGCUAAUGGUCAACAGGUCACUGCCUCGGGGGAUGCACCGCUGUUUGUACAACUUCACAUUGAGCCUACUGACCGUACAUUAGUCAAGAAACACGAGGAUGCGACGCUGUCAGCAGACAUUGCUGGGGGUUUAGAGGAAAAAGAAGAAAACUUUUGAUUCACUGCUAAAUAUAGUUGUUCGAUGGCACCAUUUUGGAAUUCAAAAUCAUUAGAAGAGAAUUGAAUGUUGAUGAAUGGGCAUCCAUUGUUCUGGCUCUAUUUGAAGACCAUAAUAGUAAAUAUAUGAUAGAUGAUGUGUGCGAGCAACCACCUAAAUAUUCAUGGGAUGAUCAGAUCUUUGUAUUUGGCUGGAGCCUCAGAAGGUGAAUCUUGUGUGCCAAGGUUAAAUUCGGAUGGUGAUGAUAUGGACAAUGAACUACGCUACUCGAGGAGUUGGCCUUUAUUUAAAUGCUAAAUAUUGCAACCUGUAUUCUUCAACAGAUCAGUUGGACAUUGUCAAUCCAAUAGAUAUACAUUGGCAUUAAAAUUGUACAGCUUCAUGCCGAGGUUAUGGUGAUCUAGUCACGAAUAGCUUCAGUCGCAUCUUAAAUUUCAUGUUGACUUUAGUCUCCACGGGCUACCCCUGGUAAGGAGGAAGCAUUUUUCAGCUAACACUGGUCAUUGGGUAUAUGCGUAUUUUCAGACAUAAAAGGCCAUUGAAUUCUAUGUCUCCAUGGACAUGACUUGGCAUAUAAUCAUAUGAGACAUCCUUGAAAUUGGGCGGACUCCGGCUAUUCCUGAAAAGGGUGGUCACAAGUAGAAUACCAAUGGGGUAACUAUUGAUAUCCUUCAGGAAAGAAGGUUGGUCAUCUCGAAUUUUGGUUCUCAAUUGGUAAGUAUUGACAACUUUAAGGCUUGAGCCUGUAUAAAUUUAUGUUUGAUUUAGAUUGUUCUACUAGUCAAUUCUGAACGUUUACUACGUGUCAGGGCUAAACUUUAUCUUUGCGCUUCAGUAGUUAGAAGUUCAUAUCUAUGAUGGGCAUUCAUUGCUUUUAAAUCAUGUCAAGGGUACAGAUGCACCAAAAUCUUUCAUGGAGGAGCCUCAAAUUUUGGAUUUGAGUUGGUUUUGGUUGGAGUCCGGGGGCUUUGGGUGUGAAGAAGUUUGCGGUAGUGUAGAGACUGGAGGCCAAGGUAUCUCCUGGAAAGAUGAAUCUUUUGGUAGCAAGAAUAGAUUUGUGGUACAUACAGUGAAAUAGGCUACCUGAGGAGUUGGCCAAACGGUGUAUGUAUCAGAUGUUGUAAAACAUGCUUAUGCAGUUGUUUAUGUAUAUGCUUCAUAGAUCAGUUGAGAAAUUAUCAGUAGGAGAAAUAUACAAUGGUAA